Molecule: messenger RNA, 713 nt
Organism: Solanum pennellii
Lineage: Eukaryota; Viridiplantae; Streptophyta; Magnoliopsida; Solanales; Solanaceae
Product: heavy metal-associated isoprenylated plant protein 7-like
Exons: 4
Coding region: 42-713 (223 amino acids)
Molecular function (GO): metal ion binding
Source: RefSeq, a predicted model, not a curated record
GUUUAGUGAUUUUGAUAAGCAAUUAAUUAUUUUUGCAGAAAAUGGAGGAGAAGGAGUGCAAAAAUGAAGAAAAUAAGAGUGAUUCAAAAGGAAUUAUUAUCAUAAUGGGUGUUUAUAUUCAUUGUCAAGGAUGUAAAGAACAAGUACUUAAAUCCCUUCGUGGCUUUGAUGGGGUGGGGGAAGUUGAGAUUGAUGAUAAAAAUCACAAAGUGAUGGUGAAAGGGAAGAAAUUAGAUCCUCUAAAUGUGGCUGAGAGACUGAGGAAAAAAAGUGGCAAACAUGUGGAAUUAAUUUCUCCAAUUCCAUCAAAAAAGAAAGAAGAAGAAAAGAAGGAGAAAAAACAAGAGCCUAAGGUUAUUGAAGUGAUUUUGAAACUAUAUUUACACUGUGAAGGAUGUGCUAAAGAUGUCAAGCAUUGCAUUCACAAAAUGCCAGGGGUUCACACAGUAGAUCCAGAAAUGAAGAACAAUAUAGUGAAAGUGAAAGGAUCCAUGGAUCCACAAAAACUAGUAGAAUUCAUCAACAAAAAAGCAGGAAGACAUGCUGAAAUUAUAAAGAAAAUUGACAAAGAGAAAAAUGAAAAAACAUUAUGUGAUAAAAAUUCAUUUGAUAUUAAAAAAGGUUGCAGUAAUUGCCAAUAUGAUUAUCUUCAAUUUGUAUAUGCUCCUCAAAUUUUUAGUGAUGAGAAUCCAAAUUCUUGCUCAAUUAUGUGA